GCAUAGUGCGGUGGUGAGGAAAGUGACGGUGUCACAGCAUAGGCUCACUAUAUGGUAAAGAAGAGGUAACUUAUUCUAGGUUUCAAAAUUGCUUUUUACAGCGGAAUGUUCACUCGAAGGGGCCAUGGAGACGUCAAGAAAUCUACACAGAAAGUUCUGGAUCCAAAGAAGGAUGUAUUGACCCGACUGAAGCACCUCCGGUCACUGUUAGAUAUCAUUGAGAAGAGUGAAUUGAAGACCUUCUUCGAAAGCAACUGUUCGCAGAUUUAUUUUAUCUUCUAUGAAAAUUUCAUUACACUGGAAAGUAACUUAAAGCAAAAAGGGAACAAAUCUCAGAGGGAGGAGCUGGACUCGAUCCUCUUUAUUUUUGAAAAAAUUCUGCAACUUCUACCAGAACGAAUCUACAGUCGAUGGCAGUUCCACAGUAUAGGUUCUAUUCUGAAAAAGCUUUUGCACACUGGAAACUCGUUCAAGAUCAGAUGUGAGGGAAUUCGUCUGUUCCUGCUGUGGCUGCAGGCCCUGCAGAAUAACUGUGCAGAGGAGCAGUUCCUCAUCUUUGCCUGUCUGGUGCCAGGCUUCCCUGCCGUGCCCUCCACCAGAGGACCCUGUACCCUGGAUACCAUCAUCUACAACCCUUUCUCCAACCCGCCCGAUGCCAAGGUGGUGCCUGAGGAAAUUACCCCGCUGGUGCCAGCUGUGCCAGGGGAGAAGCUGGCAGACGACCAGACCUGCUACAUCCUCCAAACCCUGCUCAAGUUUAUGGUUGUCCAGGCAUCCAGUUUAGAGUGGAAGAACAAAGACAACCAGGACACCGGCUUCAGGUUUCUCUUCAGUCUGUUCAAGAAGUACUACCUUCCUCACCUCUUCCCCUCCUUCACCAAGCUCACCAACCUUUACAAGCCGCUUUUAGACCUCCCCCACCACAGACCAAAGCCUCUGUAUGUCCCAGUGACCCGUAACAACGAGAGCACGUUCUGUACGAGAGACCAGUACCUGGCUCCCCGUGUAGCCUUCAUCACCUGGCUGGUCACCUUCUUCCUGGAGAAGAAGUAUGUCAGCACCGCCACCCCCAGCGCCAAGAACGGGACUAACGAGGUCAUCCCCAAACUCAUCCAGACUGUCACUGCAGGCAGUAGCAGUCAGGAGAAGGAUAAAGACCGUGGUGGCGAGGGGGAGCCCAACGGCCCCACAGAGCCAGAGAAGAGCCACUCUAACAGUAGCACGCUGUCUGACCGGCGCCCCAGCGACUCCAGCCUGUGCAGCAUCGACGAGGAGCACCGCAGCGUCUACGACAUGGUGCACGCCAUCCUACUCUCCACACGGGACAACAUCAACUUCGUCAACGAGGUCUUUCACCAGGCCUUCCUGUUGCCCUCCUGUGAGGCGUCAGCGACCCGGAAGGUGAUCAAGGUGUACAGGAAGUGGAUCCUGCAGGAGAAGCCAGGCUUCAUGACGGAGCCGGAGAAGAGCAGACAGGCCGAGGUGGAGGAGAACCCAGAGCAGCUGCUCAUCACUGAGACCGAUAGCACACACACACAGGCGUUGGAAAGUCAUGGUCACAAGCGCUCGUCCAGUUGGGGCAGAACAUACUCCUUCAGCAGUGCCAUCAGCCGGGGCUGUCUCACUGAGGAACAGAACAGAGAUAUCAAGGCUGGCAUCCAGCCCACCCUGCAGGUGUUCCUGACCAACUCGGCCAACGUGUUUCUGCUGGAGCCGUGCCAGGACGUGGCCAAACUACUAGACAACCAGGUGGAGGUGUGCAAAGGGGUGCUGAGCAUCUACCGACACGUGAUCAUGGAGCACGCCAUGAACACACAGACAUGGGAGCAGAUGCUACAGGUGCUGCUGAGGAUCACUGAGUCGGUGAUGAAGAGGCCUCAGGAGAACCAAAGAAAAGACAUCUUUGCUGAGAGCCUGGCUGCCAUCCUUUUCCGGACGAUCAUCGUGGCGUGGGUACGGGCCAACCUGUGUGUGUUCAUCUCUCGGGAGCUGUGGGACGAGCUGCUGUCUGUGCUGUCGUCUCUGACAGGCUGGGAGGAGCUGGUGACCGAGUGGGCCAGCAUCAUGGAUUCUCUGACCGCGGUCCUGGCCCGCUCCGUUUACGGACUGGACAUGAGCAACCUGCCCCUGGACAAACUCAGCGAACAGAAGGAGAAGAAACAGAGGGGACGGGGGGUGAUCCAGGACUCCCAGAAGGCAGCAGCGGUGGCCAGGUCCUUCUCUUUGAGCUGGAGGAACCAGGGAGACCAGCAGGGGGUCCAGGAGCCCAUGAGGUUCCGCAGCGCUACCACCUCAGGGGCCCCCGGCGUGGAGAAGGCACGCAACAACGUACGACAGAAAGCCACAGAUGUGGAGGAGGGCCAGCUGUCUGAGUGUGGGGGAGACGGGGAGCUGGAGGCUGGAGACAGCCCUCUACCACGCAGCAGCAGCACCUCCGACAUCACACAGCAACUGACUGACACCUUCCCAGGCCACAAGAGGGAGUACUCCUCCAACAACUCCUGUGGCUCCGAUGGCAGGGCGUCGGAAGCGAGGACAGACGGCGACCCGCCAGUGAUUCUGAUCCGGAGGAGCAGCAGUCCGGCCGAGCUGGACUACUCUGUAGAGGGACACAACUAUGCAAGGCCCACGCUCCAGGAAAAAAGUGUGAGUGUGAGCAGCGAGACGUCCAACGGCUACUUGAACGACGCUGACGGCAGCCUGCUGGCCUGGCAGGCCUUUGAGGAGGAGGCAGACACUCAGUCAGCCCAGAUAGAUGUCACAGCAGACACAGGGAGCCAGAGGAACCUGCUGCUCAGCCACAAUGAGGCCCUGGCAGACAGCCGUGAGUGUCUGACUGAUGAUGUCAGCAUCAUCGCAGGCGGGAGCCUGACCGGCUGGCACGCUGACUCCGCCUUUGUGCUCUGGAGAAGGAUUCUGGGUAUCCUGGGGGACGUCAACAGCAUCCGCUGCCCCAGGAUCCACGCCAAGAUGUUCAGUUACCUCUACGACCUCUGGCACAAACUGGCUAAGAUCCGGGACAACCUGGGCAUCAGUGUGGAUAACCAGUCAUCUCCUCCCCGGCCUGUCUUCAUCCCUCCUCUCAGAAUGCUGGCCUCCUGGCUCUUCAAGGCCACCAUGCUGCCUGCAGAGUUCAAGGCGGGUAAGCUGCAGGCCUAUAAACUCAUCUGUGAGAUGAUGACCAGGAACCAGGACGUGCUGCCCAACAGUGACUUCCUGGUCCAUCUCUACCACGUCAUGCACAAGGGCUUCACCAGCGUGGACCAGGACGUUCUGAACACGGUGAUCCGUUCCUUUUCCCCGCGCUUCUUCUUCCUGGGCCUGUCUGGCUUCACCAUGCUGGUGGGAGACUUCAUCACCGCUGCAGCACGCGUCCUCAGCAACGACUCCUCCGAGGCUCCGAGGAUAGAAGCACAGACCGUCCUUGGGUCGCUGGUCUGUUUUCCCAACCUUUACCUGCAGAUUCCACUACUGCAGACCGUUCCCGGAACUGAUGACAUCGUCGUCGGGAACGAGGACAUCAAGGACUAUCUGGUCAACAUCUUACUGAAGACGGCACGGAAUGAACCCUAUGAAGCGGCCAGGUGUAUAGCUGUAUGUAGUCUGGGCCUGUGGGUAUGUGAGGAGCUGAUGCAGCAGAAUAUUCACCACCAGGUUGAGGAUGCCAUCAAUGUUCUGGGCGUAACAUUAAAGUUUGGGAACAAAGCUGUGGCUCAGGUAGCCUGUGACCUGUUCCAGCUCCUCAUCUCUCACUGGGAACACCUCCAGAGGCUAGAGCGCUCUCUCCCAAAGAAAAUCAUUGAGAUCUUUGUGGCCACUAUAGCAUUUCUGUUGCCGAGCGCAGAGCACUCGACGGUGGAGGCUGACAAAAAGCUAAUGGUGUCUUUGCUGCUGUGCCUGCUGGACUGGUGCAUGGCCAUGCCCCUGACUAUGCUGCUGGAGCCCAUCACCAUGCCCGUGCUGGAGGACCCCACAUCCCACAAGGCCCCUCUGCUCGACUACAUCUACAGGGUGCUACACUGCUGUGUCUCUGGCUCCAACCUGCACACCCAGCAGAGCCACUACCUCCUGAGUCUGUCUGACCUCUCCACUGACUACGACCCCUUCCUCAUGCUGGGCCAGGUCCAGAGCUCAGAGCCCCUUCUCUCGCACACCACUGCAGACUUGGGCAGCCUGCUCACCGUGGCCGAGGAGAAGAAAAGGCGGAACGUGGAGCUGAUCCCUCUGACGGCACGGAUGAUCAUGACCCACCUUGUGAACCACCUGGGCCACCAUCCCCUCAGUGGUGGUCCCGCCCUCCUACACAGCCUGGUCAGUGAGAACCACGACAACCCCUUUGUGGAGUCAUCAGAGCUCUCCUCUGAGGUGUUCAAGAGCCCCAACCUGCAGCUGUUUGUGUUCAACGACAGCACCCUGGUGUCUUACCUUCAGGUGCCCUCAGAGCCCUCUGGUCCAGGGGAACCCCACGACAACUCCUCCCAGGUACGCAUCAUCGUCAGGGACAUCUCUGGAAAGUACUCCUGGGAUGGAGGGGUUCUCUACCGCACCCAGGAGGAAGUCAAUGGGAUGCAUCAGGCGAGUGAAAACUCCUCCAACCACUCCACCACCAAGCCCACCUCGCCGGGGACUUCUGAGCGCUCCUACCCCCCAGGCUGGGACUCCCAGUCAGGCUGUGAGGAGGUGGAUGUCCUGGACCAACUCCUGGAGGAACUUGGCAACAGCAGCCCUGAGUGCCUGCCCCAGCCCCUGCUGAGGCUCAACCAGCCAGCCCCCUCUCCCUGUGGGAUGAACCUGGAGCUGGAGGGGGCCAUCGUGGAGGCCAUCCUCAGGCAGACACAGCAGGAAGAAGAGCAGGUGAAGAGGUGGAAUGCAGACGUGAGCGUCAAGGCCGCCAGCCAGAAAGAACCCACUCCACAGGAGCCCAAAGCCCCUUUCUACUUCUGCAGACUGCUACUCAACGACCUGGGCAUGAACUCAUGGGACCACAGGAAAAGCUUUCAUCUCCUGAAGAAGAACUCUAAACUCUUGAGAGAAUUGAAGAAUUUGGAUUCCAGGCAGUGCAGAGAGACGCACAAGAUCGCUGUGUUCUACAUCAGAGAGGGUCAGGAAGAUAAGUGCUCCAUCCUGUCCAACAGCGCAGGCAGCCAGGCCUACGAAGACUUUGUGUCUGGCCUGGGAUGGGAGGUUGAUCUAGCCACACACUGUGGCUUCAUGGGAGGGCUUCAGAGGAACGGCAGCACAGGACACACUGCUCCCUACUACGCUACCUCCACGGUGGAAGUCAUCUUGCAUGUGUCCACACGCAUGCCGUCCAACUCGGACGACUGCCUCACCAAAAAGCUGCGUCACCUGGGCAACGACGAGGUUCACAUAGUGUGGUCGGAGCACAGCAGGGACUACCGACGCGGCAUCAUCCCCACUGACUUUGGAGACGUGCUGAUCAUCGUGUACCCCAUGAAGAACCACACGUUCUUCAUCCAGAUCAUGAAGAAACCACAGGUCCCCUUCUUUGGGCCUCUUUUCAACGGCGCCAUCGUCACAGGAAUGUUGCUGCCCAGCCUUGUGCGUGCCACCUGCAUCAACGCCAGCAGAGCUGUCAAGUCCCGCCUGACGCUUUACCAGAGCUUCUAUGAGGAGCGGGCGCUGUACCUGGAGGCCAUCGUGCAGAACCACCGAGAGGUUAUGACCUUUGAGGACUUUGCCUCGCAGGUCUUCUCCCCUUCACCCAGCUACUACCCAAUGAGUGGGACAGGCUCUCUCAGCGGCAGCACGAGUGCUGAGCUCAGUGUUUCUUUAGGAACGGACCAGGCGGACCAGGUCUCCCCCACGAUUCCCCGUGCCACAAAGAACAGAGUUUCCGGAAAACUCCGCCGAUCAGCCAGCGCCAUAAGCAAAUCUUCCAACUGAGCACUCUCGCCCGACCCACCUCCCAAACCUCCCCCGCUUCAUCUUUACUACAGGUCCUGCUGUGAAACCUCAUACCUAACCCCUCAUGACUGCAGUUUGGUGUGUGCGUUGUUUGUUUUAUAUCUCGUUUAAACAUAUAACUGGAGCAUAUUGCAAUUUUUUAUUUAUGUGGCAGUUAUUGAUACUUUGAUACAUUUCCAAUUGUUUUACUGUUAAACUGCAUAUUUGACCUGAAGAAGAGAUUGAAGUUUGUUCCGAUGUUGCUGCAUUUUCUGAAAGAAUCUGAUUAAUAUCACUUGUCAGUACAGCGAUUAAAUAUGGACAGGGAAUUGACUGAACAAUCAUGUCUGGUGGCUUAAAGUCCACAUAUCAUCAACAUUUCAAAAUUCCCUUUCUAUGUCACAACAAGGAUCUCUAUGUUGACAUAGAAAAGGAAUAUGAUCACCCAUAUGCAUUUUGGUAAGGGUCUUUCCACAAAAUGAGUUCCUUUUGUACCCCUUUGAUAUUUUUAAGUAGAAAUUGUGCACCAAUAUUGAAUUUUAAAAGCCUCUUAUAUUAAAUGGAGUGCUCUUUAAAAGACUCCACAUGGAGAAUUCAAUAAAUCUGUUUUUCUUUCAUGAAUAAAGACUUGCUGAAGUGCCAAAAUGCAGCAUUUUGACAUUUCCCUCUGUGACUUUUCGGAAGAUGUUAACCCACUUAACCCCCAAAUUCCUCCAAGUUUUCACCAUCAUUGUAAAGCCCUAGUUAUUUUCUUGCUUUAACAAAGUCAUUUUUGCUAUUUCAUGUGAUUAAUUUUAAGUAAGAAAAAAACAUUAACAUGUCCCUCAUUUUAAGGUCAACCCUACUAUGAUCUGAACUUUUAAUAUAGUGUACUAGUAAUCAUUUUUUCAGAAGAAACGUUGAACAUAUCAUAGUAAAAUCAUAGUGUUAAAGCAGGUUCUUGAUGAGCUGGUUCUCUUUUUGCCCAUUUUCUGGUGUUUUGUGGUAGAGAACUGAGCGGGUUGAGCAUUACACAUUAACCCUGUUACUCAUAGAUAGACAGGCUAUACAUGUUUUUGAUUUUAUUUCUAAAAUGGUGAAGCUGCAUUCAAUUGCCCCUCCCUGUCCCUGAACACAAGCUUCCAAUCCCUCUGUCGCAAGGGGAAUUAUGGCUGAUUUAAGAAUUAUUAUUAUUUUAUUUUUUUAACCUUUAUUUAACUAGGCAAGUCAGUGAAGAGCAAAUUCUUAUUUACAAUGACGGCCUAGGAACAGUGGGUUAAUUGCCUUGUUCAGGGUGAAAUCAUCAACCCUGUUACUUUUGUUGGCACUUAAUAGGCACUUAAUCUUUGUAUUUAACCUCCUGAGAUGGUAAAACCUGUUUUUUAUUAAGUUGAACAUGUGUUCUUUAUGAACACAUGUUAAAUGUUAAAAUUAUAUGAAAUAAAACUUUUAUUUUUCUUCACCAAGUUACACUACCCAAAAGGGACUCAUUUCAUGGUUUUCCCAUUGACUGCCCCCCCCCCCCCCCCUUGCGAUUCUGCUGUGUAAAUCACUGAUGAUACUCUUGCUGUUGACAGGAUAGGAUCAUAUUUAAGUGUGUUGUUUUGUCCUUGGACUUGAGCCAUGGAAGCCUGUGUGUCUGUUUGGACCAUACUCAUCCUCAUGUUGUGGAAGGGCUGUGACAUAGGAGGUGCUGCUCUAGCAUAAUGCUGCACCACACCACACACUUCCUGGUUAUGGAGUGCUGUGAGCCAAUGCAGCAGGAGUCUGUUUUUAAUAGUUAUGAACCUGGAGUGGACAGUCAAUGAUGUCUUUCCAACCCCGAGGUGAAUCAAAACUUUUUCUUCUUUUUUAUCGCUAAGGACCUUUUUAAAUGGAUUCCGAUGGAUUUUGUCUUCCUUUUGUUUUAUGCAACUCUGCUGGAAAUGAGAAAAGACUGCAUUUCUAAUUGUUUAGUGAUGCUACCCUGUGUAGGAUUGUUUCACCUGGGUUCAUAACCUGUAAUCCAGUAUCUUCCAUCUGGCUCUUCCUCUGCCAUUGUUCUCUCGUGUUGUAAAGUUAAGAAUGACAUUCCAGUGUUCCCACAGAUGGUCUUUUGCACUCACUGUCAUUGAUAAACUAGCAAUGAAUGUGUAUUUUCUCUUUAUUCUUGGAUGUAAAUUGCUUUAUUUGAUGUUUGUAGUGUUGUAUAAUGUAUACGUGUGUUGUUUUAGAGGAAAACGCCACCGGAGCCUCAGGUGAAUCUUAACUCCAUGCACUGGUGUGUGUAUGCGCAUCCGUGUGUGUGUCUGUAUGGCUGUGUGUAUUUGUGAAGGAGCUUCUCGCAGUGCCUGUGUAAUGUCUGUCCACCAAGAUCCAUUCCAAGACCCCCACCACUGUAAACCACUGUUAGACAUCAUUGGAUUUAUUUUGUUUCUGUUCAUUGCAAGAGCAAAACGGAGGACAGCUAGCCUUGCCUUCCUGUCUCAUGUCUUUGUUAUAGAGGGAGAGACUGUGUGACUGUGUGACUUUUUCCCCUGUGUGACUGUAAAGGUCAGUGUCUUGUCCUCCUCGUCCUCGCACGUUUUAUAUGAACAGAUUGACUGGGUUUGGCCCACUUUUGUUUCGUCUUUAUUUGAGGAGGUGCUCUGUUCUCCUUUCUCUCUGAAUUGGAAUCAAAUGGCACCUACUCCUCCUAUUUCCCAUGAUGCACCCCGAGUAACCUCGUGAGGCCACAGUGGAGGGGUGGGGGGCUGCGGAGUUAGAAGGCAUACCAGCGCUGUGCUCUGGCGACCCUCUUAGCAACAGGCAGGUUGGCGCUAUGCUACUCACGCCGCCUCCUCCGCCACAACCUGCGCCUUUGGGUUGCCAUGGAAGCCAGGUGUUACUCACACAUUAUGCAGGGUUCCACCAGAGCUGCAUCCCUGUCUGUUGCACUAUUUUGCCUUACCUGUACAUCCUCUCUUUCUUUCAUUUUGUUCUCUCUUUUUUUGUGUCCCUUUCUUUCCCAAGCACUGAUUAAUAACAUAGGAGGCAUGAACGGAGAGUUCGUUCAGAAAUAAUGAAGUCCAUUUUGUGAAUUUGAAGAAUGUAUGUAAAUACUGACCUGAGUCAGAUCAAUGCUUUCACCUUCCCAGUAGCCACUGUAAAGAACUACCCAGCUCUUUUUACCGAUCUUCUUAUGGAGUCUAAAUUGUAGAUUAGAUGUUGUGGAUGGGAUCCCUGUCAUAUAUGGGAGUAAAUGGGCGUAAGGUUUGAUUUGACCAGGGCAAGGAUUGUGUCUUACUGAAGACUGGUUCAACUCAUGUGAAGCAACAGAGUUAGUUGUUAAUUCUAGGUUUUGGUUUAGGAAUCCUGUACAUUGUGUCAAAUCGAGGGUUUCAGUCCUUUACCAUAAAUAUAUUAAUGCCUAUAAUAUAAUAUUUGUAUAAGAAGAGGGGGAAAAAGGCUUGAAGAUUUCAUUAUUACUUGUUAACAUAUCAAACCGUUUUUAAUGACUGAAGUCAUGCUAUCUUUAUUAGAAAUGUGAAAAUCAAAAACAUUUCAUUAAAUCAAUUUCAAAUCCUA
This is a messenger RNA of Salvelinus namaycush (lake trout), 9432 nucleotides long. Its product is annotated as ral GTPase-activating protein subunit alpha-2-like. Gene Ontology annotation, molecular function: GTPase activator activity. The coding region runs from base 106 to 5907 and encodes 1933 amino acids. Gene Ontology annotation, cellular component: nucleus; cytoplasm. The record is from RefSeq and is a predicted model, not a curated record. Lineage: Eukaryota; Metazoa; Chordata; Actinopteri; Salmoniformes; Salmonidae. Gene Ontology annotation, biological process: positive regulation of GTPase activity; regulation of small GTPase mediated signal transduction. The transcript has 38 exons.